[Torrubiella] hemipterigena is the source of this 2205-nucleotide messenger RNA. The record is from the annotation of a GenBank genome assembly. NCBI's taxonomy places the organism in Eukaryota, Fungi, Ascomycota, Sordariomycetes, Hypocreales, Clavicipitaceae.
GCAGUAGGGCCGAACAAACCAGCCCAUUGGCACCCUUUGCACAUCAAAAUGCGGUCAUUGCUGCAUCGAGCUCGUCAAGCUCACCGAUGCGGCUGCAGGGCUUGCAGCACAGUUGUGCAAGGGGCUUCCAAGCGCGCCAGCGUUGCCAGACGGAAGCCAACCUUUGCUGAGAUUUUUACCGCGGCGUAUAGCUCUGUCUUUGCCACAGCCGCCGUCAUUGAUGCUGUGCGAAAGGAUGAGCGACGACGCGAAUUGGAUAGAAAAUUGGACGAAGCACAAAGGGAAUUGGAUGAAUUGCGCGAAAAUGCCCCCGACGCCUCUGGCCACGACAUCUUCAAGAGCCAGCAAGCUCCCAUCUGGGAGCAGAUGAAGCGAGUAUACGAAGAGCGACCGUUUAAGAACGACAUAAACGACCCUGUUUCCCUGGAAGCCUCUGAACUACUCGACUAUCUUCGAACGGAAUACUAUGGUGCCAAGGACUCUACGACGCUGCGUAACGGCCAUCAGCUGGAUUAUGACCUGGUUGAACAGGCUGCUAUCGCCGAGGAGCACGAUCACAGUCUUCCACGAUUGGAGCCGCAAAAUGGCAGACAGCUGAGACGUGAACUUGAGGCAGUCCAAAAGCUAGUCAAGCUGCUCAUUCGCCAGCUGCCUACCUUGAAUCCUGAUGCUAAAGCAUCCCCGACUUGGUCCCAGCUGCGUGCGCGCUUGGAUUCAGGCAACCCCCAGUUCUCAUAUCCCUCCAUUGACAGAUUACGCUCGACACAAAACGUUUCCAGCCUUAACGAGCACAUCCGUCAAAUUAUUGCUGACACCAACAUUGACAAUUCCGAAAAGAUUCUCCGCAUAUGCUACAACCUAGUCAUUUCUCCUUACGCUCCUAACACACAUACCUACAAUACCCUCAUUCUUGGACUGGACCGCAUUGGCCUCCACAAGGCGUCCAAUGUCGUUGUUCAAUCCUUCUUUUACGAUCGAUUAAUAAAACCUACACCAUGCACAUCGGUCGCCGUCCUGAACCACUACAAAUGUGCUGGCGACGGUAAGCGAUUUAUGCGCACAAUAGCUCGGAUUACAGGCCUGGAUCCUAUUCAUGGAGCGAAGGCUGGACGCCGGUCUGUUGCAUCUACGCAGAAUUGCCGCGUUGAACGAACAUGGGUGGCGGAUGCCGCUGCAACUACUACCACUGGGCGACAUAUCUACCAGCACGCACCGCUCAACCGACACGUUGUUGAAGAGCUGAUUCGCGGCCUGUUGCAUUUCCAGCUAUUCAAGAGUGCUGCAUCGAUGCUGAUGCAGGCACUCUCUGCCGGAAUCCAUCUCAGCACCUCCGUCGUCCACCAGGUGCUAGACGAGUGUAUCAGCGCUUUGGAUUGGCAGGGCACCGUAGAGCUUGUUCGAGGAUUUGCUUUGUGCCACAAGCAACUAACCAAACGAUUGACCUUGGAAAGCAACGAUUCCAUGGUUUACAUAUCCGAUAAGCUUUCUAUCUUGCACGAUUUACUUGGUCUCGGCCAGGGACCGCAGGGUCAGCUGUCGCAACAGCUACAUCUAUUUAAUAUUCCUGAGACGGCUUAUAAGGGGCUUGAAGCAAUGAUGGGAUCUCUUCAGCUGAACUCGACAGUCGACAGUGCGCAAAGUAAAUCGAACUUACUGCGAAUUGAGAGUCUGUCCAAGGAUCUAAGCAAGGUCCAUAAGGCAACCCGAACCAUUGAACACCGACUCCUACACCCCAAGUUUCAACCGGAAUUCCGCCAAGCAAUGCUUCUUCAUCUUAGCCAAAGGGCCUUGUCGUCCUGUACAGAGCUUGACAGAGAAGUCAACCUCUUGAUGGCGACCAAAAGUCAAAGCUUGUCGCUGAAGAAGCAAGCAGCCGUGGCUCCGUCAAACCGUGGACAACAAGACCGUGAUGCUGACGAUGCUCUUGGCUACGCUUUUGAGAAGCGACUUAUUAUAUCUCCUCCUGAGCCCAAGCUAGCCCGUUCAGCAUGGGCAGGCAGUGCACUUAAUACUGAGGCAUGGCGUGGAGCCAAACAGUCAUCAUCACCUUACAACAUGGAGGCGAUGGCAAUGCGGGCGCCUAUCUAAGCGAUAGAGCCACCAGACGUGUAUAUUAUAACCACAAAAACGCAAUGUACCUAGUUUAUAGAUGAGCGAUUAUACCAACGCAUAUGCAUAUGUAUACAAUAAAUACAGUCUUUAUCU